AUGUGGUUUUCCAAAUCCAAUUUUCCAGUAGAUGGUAAAUGUGCUUUGAUAAUAGGUGGAUCACAAGGAGUUGGAGUAGACUUGGCUAAAAAAUUAUACAAAAAUAACUGUUCAAUAAUAUUAGUUGCAAGAAAUAAAUUAAACCUAGAAAAACAAGUUGAUUCAAUCUCAAAUUUAGUAGACCAAAAUAGUACAAAACAUAAUGCUAAAAUAACAUAUAUACCAUGUGAUGUAUCGGAAUACGACAAUUGUUUAACAUUAUGGAAAGAAAUAACGACUCGAGGGUACGAUCCAAAUAUAAUAUUUUGUUGUGCUGGUUCAAGUAUACCUAAAUUAUUUCAAGAUUUAACACCAAAAGAUUUAUCAUCAGGUAUAGAUAUUAACUACAAAACUGCUUUGAAUGUAAUACACGCAGGUUUCAAACAUACUCAAGAACUCAACAAAACAAAACUACCAAAGGAAUGGACAAAAAGACAUAUUAUAUUAUUUAGUUCAGUUGUUUCAUUUUUCCCAUUCAUAGGGUAUGGACAAUAUGGACCUAUGAAAAGUGCUAUUCAAUCAUUAUCAUUAAUAUUAAGACAAGAAUUAAAACCGUACAACUAUAGAGUAUCAUGUGUAUUUCCAGGGAAUUUUCAAAGUGAAGGAUUUGAAGAAGAACAAAAAACUAAACCAGAAAUCACCAGAAAAAUUGAAGGUCCAAGUAAUCCAAUAAGUGGCGAAGAAUGUGCUAAUAUGAUUGUUGAUCAAUUAUCAAAAGGGUAUGAUACUAUAACUACAGAUUUUAUUGGUUGGUUUUUAGGUUGUAGUGUAUUAGGUAUGUUACCUAGACAAUGGUCAUUUUUUCAAGUCAUCAUGAGUUUUAUUAUACUGAUUAUUGCACCAAUAUUAAAUUGGUCAAUUGAAAAUGAUAUUUCAAAGUCUUUUGAAAAAAAGUAA
Messenger RNA from Lodderomyces jiufengensis, 936 nucleotides. RefSeq names its product 3-dehydrosphinganine reductase (gene KSR1). Bases 1 to 936 code for a protein of 311 amino acids. Lineage: Eukaryota; Fungi; Ascomycota; Pichiomycetes; Serinales; Debaryomycetaceae. The record is from RefSeq and is a predicted model, not a curated record. Gene Ontology annotation, molecular function: 3-dehydrosphinganine reductase activity. The transcript has a single exon. Gene Ontology annotation, cellular component: endoplasmic reticulum membrane. Gene Ontology annotation, biological process: sphingolipid biosynthetic process.